Daucus carota subsp. sativus is the source of this 5388-nucleotide messenger RNA. RefSeq lists its product as uncharacterized. The record is from RefSeq and is a predicted model, not a curated record. The transcript is spliced from 4 exons. NCBI's taxonomy places the organism in Eukaryota, Viridiplantae, Streptophyta, Magnoliopsida, Apiales, Apiaceae. The coding region runs from base 276 to 4148 and encodes 1290 amino acids.
AACAACGAAAGAAAGAAAGAAACCCUCGGCUUUCCCUGGUCUUUGAGUCGACGUCUAUGUUUCAAUCAAAGCAUUAUCAAUUAAACCCAGCUUCCUUUUAGUCCAACCACAUCUUCUUCUACCUAUAAAUCUCAUCUCCUUCUCUUCUUACACAAUCACUUUGAUUUUCUCUUCUCCCGAUGAUGCUUGUCUAGGAUUGCGGUUUAUUAAGAUUUGGUGAAGUUGCAGGAGGGUUGGCGGUUUGCGAGAAUUGAAUUUUUGAAAGAUCGAGAUCGAUGUCUAUUUCAGGAAAAGAAGAGACUGGGAGUUUUUCUUGGCAGUCGAGUAAUUAUUCUUCAGGCAUACCUAUCAAGAAAAGAAAGUACCUGAUGUUCCGGUCUCCUUCACCUGAAUUACCGGAGUUGCCAAACAUUUCUCCGACCGAGGCGAAAAUUUCUAGCCCUUCUCAUGAGUUAGAUUCAUCAAAGGUUGACGAUGGAGCAUCAUAUGCAAGCAAGUCGCCGGUUUUGAAUAUUAACGAGGCAAUUACGGCUGAAACAGAUGUUGACUUGGCUGGAGUUGGUAAUCAGAUUAGCAAUGCAUCUCAAGCACAGACUCUAUCAAUUCCAUUGGAUUCCUUACACACAAGAGAGAAGCUGUUUUCAACUGGACAACAGAACAUGAUAGGUGGCAAUAAGCUUGAUUCAGCUCAAGCUGAGGUUUCUGUUGAGUCGACCAGGAAGAAUUUGCCUGGCUUACAGCAGGCUGGUAAGGAUUGUACUCCUGAAUUAUUUCAAAGGCCCGGGAAAAUUGAGUUGUCAUUAGGACCUGAGGAACCCCUUAUUCAUGCGCCGACUGCUGAUCCAGAUAGCAAGAGUGGUAGUGAAAUCCCUGAUAAAAUCGAUACUUCCAAACUGUGCUUGUCUUUGAGCCAGAAUAAUUCUCCAAGUGGUUAUAAAGUUGAAAAUUCUAUGGUAAGUAGUGCCAGUACUUAUUUCCAAGCUAAAAGGUCAAACUGGGAUCUGAAUACUUCAAUGGACGCAUGGGAGGUUCCUGCUGGUGAUUCCGAUAGUCAAGUAACUGUCACGAAACCUUGUCACAUGCAUGAUGAGGAACCUAUGUUCUCUGCAGUACCUAAAGUUGUUAGUGAACCUGAGGAACAGCUUUUUGGAGUGACUCGUAGGAAUUCUGAUUCCCCUACAUCCUCUCAUGUUGACAAAUAUGGAUCUGACGACUAUCUUCAGCUAAGCCUGUCCACUUCCGCUCCGACAGUUUUCAGUGUAAAACAAUCAAAUCCCUCAGCUCAAGUUAAUUCAGGUGCAACUCAGCCCAACCCAGAAUUGGUUGAAGGAUUGGUUUCUACUAGAAGUACAAGUUCUGCUAGUUGUGACACAGUUAAGUCUGAACCCUUUGAUGAAACUGGCAACCACAGAAAUACUGCGGUUGCGGUUCAAGGCAUUCCUGUGAAAUUACCGGAUCAAGUGAACAAGGGACUGAUGGAGAAGUCCAUUACAAAAGCUGUUAUUUCUCCAAAUGUCAGCCUUAAGAAUGUAACUGAACCUAUGUCAAUUAAAUCUGAACCAGUUCAAGAAGGCAAGGAAAUGCAAAUUAUAUCACAAGUGUCAGUUGAAAGGGUUAUUCCAUGCCAAGAAAAUGCUUCUUUAUCUUUAACGUUGUCUCGUGACUCUCGUCAGCCGAAUGAAUCAUUUCCUUUAGGCUUAUUUACUUGUUCGAAGUUGAAAGCGAGUGAGGAUCUACCAAAUCAGUUAGAAAACACUUCUCGCGUGGAAGAAGCCCACAAGGACAAGGGUGAAACUCAAGUAUCCUCUAGAUUGGUUGAUCAAGUUGCUACAGGAAUGCUGUCUCAGUCACUGGGCCUUGACAGUAAAGAAUUAAUUACAUCUGAUGGUAUGACCUACGCUGGUACUGCAUUAGAUGCGAAUGCUGAUAAACCUGAAAAGGGCGAAUUGGGGGCAGAGUGUGUUUAUGCAAGUACCUACAAAAACAGUGAUGGUUUUGAAAGUGAUGAGGAAAAUAAAAACAUAUUGAAUGACAUUCUUGAAGAAGAUGCUUACCGCUCUGAUUCUGCUUCAGAAGGUAAUCAUGAAGUUCUGGUAAAUUUGAAAUCUAAACAUGGCGGCAAAGAAGUUGAUUACGAAGAUGGAGAGGUCCGUGAUGCACUAAUGCAUGUGAAAGCAGAUGUAGCAGUAGACAUGGAGAUAGAAAUGAUUAAUCAGGAUGCUACUGAUUGUACUAAUGCCCCAGCCCCUGACAUAAAUGAUAGCAAAGUCGAAGAUCAUGGUGAUUUAAAUGAUAAUCAUAUGGAAGAAAUUGAUGAAACUGUCAUUCAGAAAGCAACCAAUGAGGUUACUAAUAGAGACUGUUCUUUGCAAGAAUCAACAAUUGAAGAGACAGCAGACAGGAAUGACGCAAACAGGCUCAUAAACACUACCGGAAGAAGUCCUCCCGUUCUAUCAGGACAGUCUGAUGAUCGAGAAGACCAUGAUAGGGACGAAUUAUCUGAUGGAGCAACUGCCGGAAGUCGGGAUAAUGGAAAUGCAGUCAGUCAGAUUGCAACUGCGGGUAUUGAAGGGACUGACACAUUUGAAAAGGUUGAUAUAGCCAUACUCACAGAAUCAAAUCUCAGUGAUAAGAAUUCUGGUAAAGAUAAUAAUUAUGCAGAUGCUGAUAAAGAUGGAAAUAGUGGAGGUAGUCGCAGUCGGAUUAUAAAUCUAUCUCGAGCUUCUAACAUGGCAUCACCUUCUGAACCCAGAUUUAUGCUUAGCAGACCAUUGUCAGCAACAGAAAGGGAUAGGCAUACUGACUUCGAGGAAGAUAGAAUACCUCUGCGAAGGAAUAGAUCUGAAUACUACAAUGUUCCUCAAAAUUUUGACAAUGAUAGAUACCAUGAUCGGUCAUUCAGAAAUUCUGGAACAAAUUUUGUACGUGGAAGAGGGAGAGGGCGAGGUUUUCGUCAACGUAUUGAAUGGGAUUCAGAUCGUGAUUUUGGUGCAGAUAUAAAAAAUUAUAAUCCAGGUAGUUACCGGUAUUUGAGAUAUAAAUGUGCUGGUGGUAAUGAUGCUGAAUUUGAGAGUAAUGGUUAUGGUAUAGCUACAAGUAGGUCUUCAGGUUUAGGAAGGGGUGGAAGUUCCUCUCGUCAUCAAUAUUCAAGGAGGCCCUCUCCUGGAGCUACGGAUGGAACUGGAACAAGGGGAACUCAAAUGUUGCGAAGAUUUCCAGGCAAUGCCAAUUCUAGUAGAUCAAUAGGCGAGCAUAAUUCUGAUUUUGUUGGAACAAGGAAUGGUGGGAAGUUCACGAGGGGUUUGCCCAAAGAUGUUGAUGAUAGUUCAUUUGAUCAUCCUCGGCAUGUGAAUGAAGUGGUAGAUGACCAAUUUGUUGGAGGGAGUAGAAACUUCUCUACAAGCGUCCAGAGGAGGGGUCCUCAUCGAAUCAGAUCAAAAUCGCCAGUAAGUUCCAGAAGUCGCUCUCCGGGCCAAUGGCCAUCUCGAAGAAGAUCAUCCGAUAAUUUGAUUGGACUUCAAGAAUUAAAUCAAUGCCGAUCUCCUACCACAUAUAGAAUGGAUAGAACAAGAUCUCCUGAUCCUUGUUUCUCUGAAGAGGCAAUGAGUAGAAGGGGUGGGUCUCCUCCCUAUGUGGCUCGACCUUCCCAUGAUUUAAGGAAUAUAGAGUCUGGAUCUGCUAAUCCAAAUCGAAGACGUCCAUAUGACAGACUUUUACCGGAAAGUACUAGUAGAAGAGUUAAUAUUACAGAUCCUCGUGAAAGGAGAGAUGAUGAAUUUUUCAGAGGGCCUAAUUACUCUGGUAGAUAUAAUGAUUACGGUGGUCCGGGAAGGGGUGAUGACAGAAGAAAAUAUGGCGAGAGGCGUGGACGUGGGCGUUCUUUUAGGCCAUCUUUUAAUGGUGCUGAUGGGGGUACUUAUCGGUUUAAUGAGAAUGGGAACAGGCCUUUCUGUCCAGAGGCAGAUUCAAAACAUAUUGAAAGAGGUGACUUAAGGGAAAGGGAGUUUGACAGGCGGAUUAAUUAUAAAACUGGGAUCUCGCCUAGUAGAACAAGGAACCUGGAGGAGGGUGGAAACCGACGUGGUGGACAGGUUUGGCAUGAUGAUGGAUUUGAUGAUGUCCCCGAAAUGAAAAGGAGGAAGUUUUAAAUUUAAUCUACCUAGUAGGCUAGAUUCUGUGAAAUAAUAAUGAGAAAUCUUCUUGCGAAAACAAUACACUGGGAAUUUUGUGAUACACCCUACAACAGUGCUCCAUGUAGUAGUUGCCAGAUUAUAUGUACCUGGGUGAGCAAGGAUAUGGUAAAGUAGCAAUGGUUGCGCUUCUAGAAUUCUGAUCUGAGAUAUGCUGCAAAGCACACUGACAAUCUUCUUUUCACUUGGGUUCUUGAAAUUAUGGAAGUGAUACUGAGAAAGCUGUUUUUAAGUUUCUCAUAUCUUAUGUGCUAACUUCAUAUUGCCUCGUAUUGUGCAGUCCAUGCUUGAGUGGUACGUGUAAUUGGUGCUUCUGGAAAUAAUUGUAUGAGUUUUAUUUUGUCCAAUGCACACAGGCUGCUGAGACUGAGAUCAGUUAGAUUAUGAUUAAUAAACGUUGUUGGCAACAAUAUCUUUCAUCUCCUUCUGAUGAAGUUAGUUAUAUUAACUUCUUGUAUGACUUCCAUAAGCUCCAUCAGAAGUGUACUUGACUAUAAUGGCACUAGUUUAGUGGCGGGGGGUAAAGUGAAAUUCAGAAGAAUGGUUUGCUGUUUUAUGUCUACACUCCGUAUUUACCACAAUAAUAGAUGGAUUACAUGUGCCGCAGAUGAAUAGAUGAUGCUUAAGCAUUUACCCUUGUUUUGCAUUGGUUGAUAUUCUACGUCUCUGAGCAUUUUCAAGAUUAUUUUGUUUCAGGCUCCUGCCUUACGCGGGGGAAUGGCUGAGAUAAUGGUACGCGGAGGUAAAGUAAAUUUUUUUGGCAAGUUAUUAAUGUAUUGCAAACUUGGAAAGUUGCUCAAAUUUCUUCUUGUGUUCUGGAAUAUAGAGUAGUCAACAGCCUAAGAGCUACCAGAACAGAUAAAAAUGAAGUGGUUAUAUAUGCUGGUGUGCAUUUUUAGACACCGUCUCUUUAGCUGCCUUGUAUGCUCUAGGAAUUUUUGUCUGUGGAAGUCUACUUAAACAUGGGUGGUUGCUAGGUUCUGAACUGUGAAACUUGGGGUUGCUGAUUGCUUUUGGAUAAAGUCAUUCUUGGGUGGUUAAGUCUUAGUAUAGUUGAAGUUGUCAAGGAUCUAAGCUUUUUGUGUUUGGUAGAUGAUGCUCUGGCUUUUCUACAGCAUUGCUUGGUACAAAACUGAAUUGUUGCUUAGUGAUUCCUUUUGUUAAUUUUUGCUGAACUAAGAAAAUUCCUUUCGAGACA